This is a messenger RNA of Agelaius phoeniceus (red-winged blackbird), 1697 nucleotides long. It is a transcript of the gene GPT, whose product is annotated as glutamic--pyruvic transaminase. Lineage: Eukaryota; Metazoa; Chordata; Aves; Passeriformes; Icteridae. Gene Ontology annotation, biological process: biosynthetic process. The record is from RefSeq and is a predicted model, not a curated record. Gene Ontology annotation, molecular function: transaminase activity; pyridoxal phosphate binding.
AUGCGGGCGCUGAGGGCGCUGCGGCCCCGCAGGCUCCUGGCGAUGGCGGCGGCGGCGGCGGCGGCGGCCGCGGGGUCGGCGGGGGCGCGGCGGGGCCCGGUGCUGACCCCCGAGUCCAUGAACCCCGCGGUUCGGCGCGUGGAGUACGCGGUGCGCGGCCCCAUCGUCAUCCGCGCCAUGGAGAUCGAGCAGGAGCUGCGCAAGGGUGUCCCCAAGCCCUUCUCGGAGGUGAUCAAGGCCAACAUCGGUGACGCCCACGCCAUGGGCCAGCAGCCAAUCACCUUCCUGCGCCAGGUGGCGGCGCUGUGCCUGUGCCCGGAGCUGAUGAAGGACGAGUCCCUGCCCAGCGACGCCAAGGAGCGCGCGCAGCGCCUGCUGGGGGCCUGCGGGGGACAGAGCGUGGGCGCGUACAGCGCCAGCCCCGGGGUGCAGCUGGUCCGCGAGGACGUGGCGCGUUACAUCGAGCGCCGCGACGGCGUCCCCGCCCAGCCCGACAACAUCUUCCUGUCCACGGGCGCCAGCGACGCCAUCGUGAACAUUCUGAAGCUGCUGGUGUGCGGCUCGGGCUCGUCGCGCACGGGGGUGCUGAUCCCGAUCCCGCAGUACCCGCUGUACUCGGCGGCGCUGGCCGAGCUGGAGGCGGCGCAGGUCAAUUAUUACCUGGCCGAGGAGCGCUGCUGGGCGCUGGACGUGGCCGAGCUGCGGCGGGCGCUGGCCGAGGGCCGCCGGCGCUGCAACCCCCGGGCGCUGUGCAUCAUCAACCCCGGCAACCCCACCGGCCAGGUGCAGAGCCGCGAGUGCAUCGAGCAGGUCAUCAAGUUCGCCUACGAGGAGAAGCUCUUCCUGCUGGCCGAUGAGGUGUACCAGGACAACGUCUACGCCGAGGGCUCGGCCUUCCACUCCUUCAAGAAGGUCCUGAUGGAGCUGGGGCCGCCCUACGCGGACUCGGUGGAGCUGGCCUCCUUCCACUCCAUCUCCAAGGGAUUCAUGGGAGAGUGCGGCCUGCGGGGCGGCUACAUGGAGGUGGUGAACCUGCACCCCGAGGUGAAGGCCGAGCUCUCCAAGCUCGUGUCCGUCCGUCUGUGCCCGCCCGUGCUCGGACAGAUGAUCCUGGACACCAUCGUGGACCCGCCCAAGCCCGGAGAGCCGUCCUACGAGCGCUUCCAGGCGGAGAAGGAGGCGGUGCUGAGCGCGCUGGCGGAGAAGGCGCGGAUGACGGAGGAGAUCUUCAACCGCACGCCCGGGAUCCACUGCAACCCCGUGCAGGGCGCCAUGUACUCCUUCCCCCGCAUCGACCUGCCGCCCCGCGCCGUGGCCGCCGCCAAGGAGAAGAAGCAGAGCCCGGACAUGUUCUUCUGCAUGAGGCUCCUGGAGGAAACCGGGAUCUGCGUCGUCCCCGGCAGCGGCUUCGGACAGAAGGAGGGCACCUACCACUUCCGGAUGACGAUCCUGCCGCCCCCGGAGAAGCUGCGGAUCCUUCUGGACAAGCUCAGCUCCUUCUACACCAAAUUCGUCCAGGAAUUCUCUUAACCGGGGGGGGGGCGGUGGCCACGCCCCCUUUGUCCCCUCCCUUUGUCCCCUCCCUGUCCCCUCCCUGUCCCCUCCCGUGUCCCCCGGGCGCCUUUUUCCGUUUUUUGGGAAUGGCGGGGCAGGUCCCCCGCCCCUCCCGUGUCCCCAAAUAAAGGACAGUGACCGGC